AUGUUCUGUCUCAGAAGCUGGCUCCCUCUCCUCUUCAUUCCAACAAAUGCCUCUCCACUCUUUAUCCUCUCCUUCGUGGUUCUUACCUACAUCCUGCACCGACCGUGCAUCUACUGCUCCGCUCUACUUCUAAUUCUCUUUACGUCGUCGUGCCAAUGGUCCGAUCGCUGCUUUUUUGACUUGAGAGGGGACUGGUUUGCGCCGCGGUUUUCGCCUCCGUCUUACACCAUCAGCUCGAACGGUUCGAUGGUAGGAGGGAAUGCGACUAUGUCCACGGCGUUUGAUGGUGUUGUUGGGUUUGGGAAUGAGUCGUUCGCGUCGUUUAUUAACUCGACUGCGACUGCGGUGGCGGGUGCUGCCAUGGAAGAAAUCAAGAGGAGGACAUCGGUCAUGCUUGCGGAUGGUACAGCUGCUGUCGCUGGACGAGGGCAGGAAGAAUGGACUGGUAUUGGACUAGAGUGGUUGCGCAGUUUGUUGGGGAGGAGGGAAUGGACUAUUCCUUGCAUUGAUGUUAAGGUGCAAUUAUAA
Molecule: messenger RNA, 528 nt
Organism: Talaromyces marneffei
Lineage: Eukaryota; Fungi; Ascomycota; Eurotiomycetes; Eurotiales; Trichocomaceae
Exons: 2
Coding region: 1-528 (175 amino acids)
Source: RefSeq, a predicted model, not a curated record